Messenger RNA from Ochlerotatus camptorhynchus, 582 nucleotides. Its product is annotated as UPAR/Ly6 domain-containing protein crim-like. The record is from RefSeq and is a predicted model, not a curated record. NCBI's taxonomy places the organism in Eukaryota, Metazoa, Arthropoda, Insecta, Diptera, Culicidae. The transcript is spliced from 3 exons. The coding region runs from base 62 to 553 and encodes 163 amino acids. Gene Ontology annotation, biological process: positive regulation of voltage-gated potassium channel activity; regulation of synaptic transmission, cholinergic; sleep.
UAGUGAUUUAAGUUCAAUAUUUUAUUUUUAUUUUAAGUCAAAAUCCCGAGUGCCUUUCGAAAUGAAUCACCUAAAACCGCUGCUUGCGAUGCUAGUGCUGCUAGUUACAUUUGAAAGAAGUACAGCAAUUUGGUGCUACCGCUGCACGUCGGCCACACCCGGUUGCGGGGACAACUUCAACUGGCGAGGAAUCGGCUACCUGGGUGAUGCCUGUCCAGAGGAUGACGACAUCUGCGUUAAGGUGAUCGAACGGAAAGGCGUGACGGAAACCGUAACUCGGGAGUGCCUUAGUGCUCUGCAGGGCUUCCGCACGGACAUACCGGCCGAUAAGUACGAGGGAUGUCGCCCGGCGGCAAAGGACGAACAGCUGGCACAUUAUGUGAACAACUCUAUCAAGGAGUUGGAUGUCAAGAGGGAUCACUUCCCGCAGACGACGUUCUGUUUUUGCUUCCUGGACCAUCGAUGCAACGGGGCACCACGGGGAGUGAGUGGAGUUUCGUGGAAGGUGGCACUGGGAGCGGUGGCAGUGGCCGGAAUCUUGCGAAGGUUUUAAGCUGUAACGCUGAGCUGUCCCAUGAUUCA